GCUAGGGUUUUUGCAGAAGAAAAAACGAGCGCAAGAAAUAAUUCUCAGCAAGCAGAGCCCCCAUCAAUCAAAGCAGCGGCAGCCAUGGCGAGCACGAAAGUCCAGAGGAUUAUGACCCAACCCAUCAACCUGAUCUUCAGGUUUCUUCAGAGCAAAGCCCGCAUUCAGAUAUGGCUUUUCGAGCAGAAGGAUGUCAGGAUUGAAGGCCGAAUUAUUGGGUUCGACGAGUACAUGAAUUUGGUUUUGGACGAGGCAGAGGAGGUCAAUGUCAAGAAGAACACCAGGAAGGAACUUGGCCGGAUUUUGUUGAAAGGGGAUAACAUCACUCUCAUGAUGAAUACUGGCAAGUGAUGCUUGGGAUUCAGGCUAUAAUUUUGUUGAUUGAGUCAAGGAUGAGGCUGGCUUCAUCGUGGUUCAAUCAGAUUACUGGCAAGAAUUCGUAUAAAUUCAACUCCUUUAGAAUCUAUUCUCUCUUAGACAGUUGUUUUCUAUUCCGUUAAUGUAAUGUCUCCCCUUAUCCUGCUUUUAUUAUGUAUGCUAAUGUUGUGUAUGAAGAAUUCCUUCUGCUUGAAAUCGGAUAUCAGGUAAAUUAGAAAUGUUUUUUUCUCAUGGUCGUUUGAGACAGAUGAACAUGUCGGGAGAUUUGAAUUUCUCUUUAUUAUAUUAGAAAAAAAGUA
Messenger RNA from Erythranthe guttata (spotted monkey flower), 677 nucleotides. Lineage: Eukaryota; Viridiplantae; Streptophyta; Magnoliopsida; Lamiales; Phrymaceae. The record is from RefSeq and is a predicted model, not a curated record.